AUGAAGGGCAGGGUUGGGCUGGGGGGCGCCUGGAUUCCCCCCUCUGCCCAGUCUCCUCCGUCCUUUGCUCCCCGAUCCGUGGGAGAGGGGGCGCGGCUCCGGCUGCAGGGGGUGGGGCUGAGAAGGCCGAAAGGGCCGGGUCGCCUGGGUUACCCUCUUGCUCGGGAGCCUGGGUCCACCGGGCUGGCUGGAUCCCGAGCUGGAGGAGUCGGGAGGAGAAAGGUGGCUUCCGAGGGCCUGGGGUGGGGUCGGGAUCGGGACGACAGCAGGCCGCCGGCCAGCCGCCAGGCGGUUUCAACUCCUGUUUUCUCUCCCGGGCUCCCUCACAACGCGCCCGGAGCGCGCUUUUUUCAGGACCACCAGCGCGCGGACAGCUCUCCCCGCGGCCCCGCCCGAGCGGGCCCUGCCGGCGAUGGGCCGGAGCCGCUGUCACUGCAGUCAGGCUCCCGCCGGGGGCCGGCGCUCGUGCAGGCGGAGGGGGAGGGGAGUCACAGGCCCACGGGUCGAGGGACCCGCAGACCCACGGACGGGCCACGGCGUCCCGGCCCCCAGGCUCCGCGCGCCCCCCUGCCCGUCAGUGCGCGCGCUCGCUCCGCCCCUGGCUCGGCCCCGCCCCCGCCGCCAGGCCCCGCCCCUCCUUUUCGCAUUGCGGGGCGGCUGGAGGUUGGCGCGGUGCCCCCUGACCCCGGCCCCCCUCCCCAACGCAGGAGCGAGGAGGAGAGAGGGAGCGAGGGAGCAGGACCGGAGGGCCGGGUCGAGAGAGAAGCGAGGGCAGGAAGGAGAGGGGAGAGGAAAGAGAAAGAAGCCGUCGCGGACGACGGGGCUGCGGGUCCAGACCUGCCCUCGGCCCCCUUUGUGCUGCGGGACGCCCAGAGGCACGAUGUGGAGCUUCUGGAGAGCAGCUUCCCUGCCAUUUUGCGGGACUUUGGGGCUGUGAGCUGGGACUUCUCAGGGACUACCCCACUGCCUCGGGGCUGGUCCCCGCCCCUGGCCCCUGGGUGCUACCAGCUCCUGCUGUACCAAGCAGGCCGGUGCCAACCCAGCAACUGCCGCCGGUGCCCGGGGGCCUACCGGGCGCUGAGAGGGCUGCGGAGCUUUAUAAGCGCCAACACCUUCGGCAAUGCUGGCUUCUCCGUCCUCCUGCCCGGGGCCCGGCUCGAGGGGCGCUGUGGGCCCACCAAUGCCCGGGUCAGAUGCCAUCUAGGCCUGAAGAUUCCCCCCGGUUGUGAGCUGGUGGUCGGCGGCGAGCCUCAGUGCUGGGCUGAGGGGCACUGUCUACUGGUGGACGACUCCUUCCUGCAUACAGUGGCUCAUAAUGGCACCUCUGAAGAUGGGCCUCGAGUGGUCUUCAUCGUGGACCUUUGGCACCCCAACGUGGCUGGGGCAGAGCGCCAGGCCCUCGACUUUGUCUUUGCCCCAGACCCUUGAAGGGAGGCAAUCCCUUCUGACACCAGGGCAGGAGAUGCUGCCCUCAGGGACAGCCAGAAGUCGCCAGAACUGCCUCUCUUCACAGCAGGGCUGGGGUGGGCCAUGAGGGUGGGGAUUGGAGCCGGCCGCGCACACUGAAAUACAGACUUUGAAUCCUCUCUUAA
Molecule: messenger RNA, 1592 nt
Organism: Choloepus didactylus (southern two-toed sloth)
Lineage: Eukaryota; Metazoa; Chordata; Mammalia; Pilosa; Megalonychidae
Gene: ASPHD1
Product: aspartate beta-hydroxylase domain containing 1
Exons: 6
Coding region: 1-1428 (475 amino acids)
Source: RefSeq, a predicted model, not a curated record